Diospyros lotus (date-plum) is the source of this 1679-nucleotide messenger RNA. RefSeq names its product auxin-responsive protein SAUR32-like. Bases 348 to 713 code for a protein of 121 amino acids. Gene Ontology annotation, biological process: response to auxin. The transcript is spliced from 2 exons. NCBI's taxonomy places the organism in Eukaryota, Viridiplantae, Streptophyta, Magnoliopsida, Ericales, Ebenaceae. The record is from RefSeq and is a predicted model, not a curated record.
CAGCCGUGUAAUGGCCGUUUCACCAAUAUUCCUUCCCUUUCUCCACAUAUAUAUUUGCCCCUUCUACCUCUCGAAACCCCCCUCCAAUUCUCAUCUUCAGCAGAGUCGUUUAUGUAAAUCUGUGUAUUUGAUCUUUCAGUACAGUCGCAACCAUUAAUUUACCAUGAGCAACGACGUGCCCAGAUCUUUAACCGAUUCUUCCCUGAGUCUCUUCAAACUAGCCAUCUCUGCUUUCGAUCCCUCUUUCUUGUAACCCUAAUCGAUCUCUUCCGAUCUCAAUUUCCCCUUCUUUCUUGGGUUUCCGAUUCCCUUUCCCUUUUGGUUUUCUGGGUUUAGUUUGUGUGGAGAUGGGCGCCAGUGGAGACAAGAAUAAUCUCAUGAAUUUUCACUUCCAUUUUCAUCUCCACCGCCACCACCACCGCGGGGAGGCGGAGAUGAAGGAGAUUCCGAAGGGCUGCUUGGCCGUCACGGUGGGGCAAGGGCCGGAGCAGCAGCGGUUCGUCAUCCCCGUGAUCUACAUCAACCACCCUCUCUUCCUCCACUUGUUGAAGGAAGCUGAAGAAGAGUACGGGUUCGAUCAGAAAGGCCCCAUCAACAUCCCUUGCCAUGUCGAGGAGUUCCGCCAUGUCCAGGGCCUGAUCGACAGGGAAAACGCCCACCACCGCCGUCACCACCACCACCACCACCACCACCACUUGUGCUUCGGAGCUUGAAAGAUCAUGUCGACGGCGGCGUGUAAUUUGGGAGAAUAAGCGAAGUCGUGAUCGGGGAACUACAACCAAGGCGGCGGCUUCGGGGGCUUGAUGUUGUCGCUGUAGAAAAGCUCGUCAACGGUGGAGACCGAGGCUAGCUCCAACGGCCCGCUGAACUCGAACUCGAAAUCGUUGUAAUUCUCCUUAUUAUUAUCUCUCUUGGUUUUCGAAAUUCCAGGCUUCUCUUCCCAUUUGAAGGGGAUCGUGGAAGAGAGAUCGCCAUCGGACGCCGUGGUAGAGUAGCGGAAGAAGAAGGAGGAGCGGGUGAGGCUAAUGGGGGCACUGAAGAAAAAGUUGUCGAAGCUCUGGGGGACUGGACGAUGCGCUUAUGUACGAAGAAGUGCACGCACUGUCAAAGUUGAAAUCCCCCGCUGGCGACGAUAUCAUCACCUCCAUCUCUAUUUCUUGAAUUUGGAAGAGAGAACCGAAAACCAAUGAAUCUUAAAGACUUCGCAACAAUUGACAACUGAAGUUAGGUGCAGAGAAAGAAAGAAAUAAGGAAGAGAAGAAUGAAACAACAACGGAGGAGAGCAGAAGCUACAGAGUCGCCUUUUGAACUGUCCUCAAUGUGGUGCGACUUAUUUUGAAGGCUUUACGCAAACCAGCGUUCUCUCUCUCUCUCUCUCUCUCGCAACGAUAGUCGUAUUCAUCGCGGCUGCUAUGGCGGGUAAGUAACAGCUGCGUUAAUAACGACCAUAUGUGUGCUUGUGCUUGUGUAUAUUGAGGGGUGGGUGAUGGCCGCAACCAUGGUUGGGGGGACGGGUGAUGGCCGCAGUCAUGGCGGCUGGCGGUGACUGCCAUGGCUACGACCUUGUGUGUCUUUGUGCAUUUGUAUAUAUAUGUAUAUAUAUACAAAGUCGGGUGUAUAUAUAUUUAUAUGUGUGUAUAUAUAGAUUUGGUACAAACAUAACAGAACCAUUUACUGCA